AUGACUACUACAACUAUUCCGAAAUUAUUAUUCCUACACGGUUUCCUACAAAAUGGUAAAGUUUUCUCUGAAAAAUCAUCAGGUAUCAGGAAAUUAUUGAAGAAGGCUAACAUCCAAUGUGAUUAUAUUGAUGGUCCAGUCAGUUUAGAAAAGAAAGAUCUUCCAUUUGAAACUGAUGAAGAAAGAUGGAAAGCCACUGUUGAUGCUCAAAUGAAUAAAUCAUGGUUUUAUCAUAGUGAAAUCUCCAAAGAACUAGAUUUAACUGAUGCGAUCAAUACUGUUACCUCAUAUAUCAAAGAAAAUGGACCAUAUGAUGGUAUUGUAGGAUUUUCACAAGGUGCUGCAUUAAGUACUAUAAUUACAAACAAGAUCACUGAAUUAGUUCCAUCUCAUCCUGAGUUUAAAGUUAGUGUUAUAAUUUCUGGUUAUUCUUUCACUGAAGCAGACCCUGAACAUGAAGGACAAUUAAGAAUUACAGAAAGAUAUAGAGAUAGUUUUACGCCAAAGAAGGAUUCUAAGACAAAAAUUAUUUUCAUUUAUGGGACUUCAGAUCAAGCGGUCCCAGCAAAGAGAACACAAUAUUUAUGUAAUCUUUUCAAAGAAUCUGAAGGGACUGUAGGCGCUGAUAGUGAAAGGAUCAAAGUUUUUGAGCAUCCAGGGGGGCAUAUGGUUCCAAACAAGAAGGAUAUCAUCAGACCAGUUGUAGAAGAGAUAAUUUCGGCUUUGGGUUCCAAUUAA
Molecule: messenger RNA, 738 nt
Organism: Naumovozyma dairenensis CBS 421
Lineage: Eukaryota; Fungi; Ascomycota; Saccharomycetes; Saccharomycetales; Saccharomycetaceae
Gene: FSH1
Product: putative serine hydrolase
Exons: 1
Coding region: 1-738 (245 amino acids)
Cellular component (GO): nucleus; cytoplasm
Source: RefSeq, a predicted model, not a curated record